AUGGCGCAAUGCGCUGCUCGGUUGGAGGCAAAGGAUAGAGCCAAGGCCAAAACCCCUGCUGCUGAUGCUACGGCUGGUCCUCCGGCUGAUCAGAGCGCUCCUAAUUCAGAAGACCCUCCUGCUCCCCAUAGAAGAAUUAUUGGGAUUCACCCAUCACUUGAAGAAGAGAUAUCUCUUCAGAAGAACAUCAAAGAUCGAAUAAGUUACCGUGUUCGAUUAAUUGCUUCAGUUGAUUGUAUUCGCUUUCUUGUACGACAAGGUCUUGCAUUUCGUGGUCAUGAUGAGUCCAAAGAGUCUAAUAAUCAAGGUAACUUUCUCGAACUUCUAACGUUUCUUGCUAAUCAUAACGAGGAAGUUAGAACUGUUGCUUUAAAAAAUGCUCCUGAGAAUCUUAAACUGAUUUCGCCAAAGAUUCAGAAGGACAUUGUAAAUGCUUGUGCUAUGGAAAAAAUUAAUGUUAUUAUUAGAGAUAUGGGAGAUGUUGUUUUUUCUAUUUUAGUUGAUGAAUCUCGUGAUGUAUCCAUAAAGGAACAAAUAGUCGUAAUGUUUCGUUAUGUGGACAAGAGACGAUGUGUGAUUGAGCGAUUCAUCGGUAUUGAACAUGUUCCUAAUACCACUGCGAUCUCACUUAAGAUAGCAAUUGAUAAGUUGUUUUCAAAGCAUGGGUUGAGCAUAUCCAAAUUACGAGGUCAAGGGUAUGAUGGAGCUAGUAACAUGAGUGGAGAGUUUAAUGGUUUGAAAAGUAUUAUCAUGAAGGAGAAUGAAUGCGCUCUUUUUGUCCAUUGUUUUUCUCAUCAACUACAAUUAGCACUCCUGGGUGUGGCAAAAAAACAUGAUUUAAUAGGUACUUUUCUCACCGUAGUGUGUAAUAUGGUGAAUGUUGUUGGAGUCUCAUCUAAGCGUCGUGGCAUUGUCCAGGAAAAACAAGCUCUCAAAGUCAUCGAAGCCUUAAAAGGUGGAGAACUUUUGAGUGGAAGAGGCCAAAAUCAAGAAAGUGGAAUUAAGCGUCCAUGUGAUACACGUUGGGGAUCACACUUUGGUACUUUGGUAAGCUUUACUAUCAUGUUUUCAUCUAUUAUUGAUGUGCUUGAGGAAAUUACAAAUGAUAGAUUGAAUAGUGAGCAAAAAUAUGAAGCAUCUAUUAUGUUACAAAUGGUGCAAACAUAUGAUUUUGUCUUUAGCUUGCAUUUGGUGAAGAAUAUUCUUGGGAUCACAAAUAAGUUGUCACAAGUCUUACAAAAAGGUGAUCAAGAUAUUUUCAAUAUUGAUGUUCUUGAUAUGAAUCAUAUGUAUUGUGCUCAAGGGAAAUCACGGCGCAAGGCUCCAAAGCUUACAAAUUUUCACUAUUUCCGUGUUGAUUUUUUCAAUACAGUGAUAGAUUUACAACUACAAGAGCUAAAUAGUCGUUUUAAUGAGGCUAAUACUGAGUUGCUACUUUGUUUAGCGUGCUUAUCUCCAGCUAAUUCAUUUUCUGCUUUUGACAAGGGAAAGUUAAUUCUUCUUGCUCAACUUUGUCCAUGUGAUUUUUCUACAAUGGAUAUAAAGGUACUAGAAUAUCAACUUCAAACAUAUGUUGAUGAUAUGCAUUCUCAUGUCAAGUUUUCAGGUUUGAAAGGGAUGGUUGAUCUUUCUAAGAAACUAGAUGAGACACAAAAGGAUAAGGUAUAUCCAUUGGUUUAUUUGCUUAUUAAAUUGGCAUUAGCGCUUCCAAUUGCAACAGCUUCAGUAGAAAGAGCAUUCUCUGCAAUGAACAUUGUGAAGAAUCAAAUGCGCAACAAAAUGGGAGAUCAAUGGUUGAAUGAUAGCCUCACUAUGUAUCUUGAGAAUGAUGUAUUCAAUGCUAUUGAUAAUGAGCCUAUUAUUCAUCAUUUUCAAGACAUGAAAUCCCGACGAGGACGACUUUAA
Molecule: messenger RNA, 1905 nt
Organism: Humulus lupulus (European hop)
Lineage: Eukaryota; Viridiplantae; Streptophyta; Magnoliopsida; Rosales; Cannabaceae
Exons: 5
Coding region: 1-1905 (634 amino acids)
Molecular function (GO): protein dimerization activity
Source: RefSeq, a predicted model, not a curated record